Molecule: messenger RNA, 2001 nt
Organism: Wyeomyia smithii (pitcher-plant mosquito)
Lineage: Eukaryota; Metazoa; Arthropoda; Insecta; Diptera; Culicidae
Gene: Lsd-1
Product: lipid storage droplets surface-binding protein 1
Exons: 7
Coding region: 368-1681 (437 amino acids)
Biological process (GO): positive regulation of triglyceride storage; lipid storage
Cellular component (GO): cytosol; lipid droplet
Source: RefSeq, a predicted model, not a curated record
GCCAGCACAAUAACGUGAUAACGAAUCUCGGUAAACGGUUCAGUUUCGGUACAGCCUUCCAACUGUUCGGGUCGAAAUCGAAAAACGGGUCGCAAUCGUUAGAAGAUUUAGUGGUUACUUCAAGUUUUAGUGUUAUUAGCUGCUAAGUGUGGUGGAUUCUGGUGCUCGUGAAUCACAGGAACCGCAAUGGGUCAGUUCAGUUGAAGUUAUUUGUCUGUUCAUACGUAAAAUAUAGUGAUAACCUGAAUAGGAAACGUGAAAAAAAAAACUAUUCUAACUGAGAGUGCUGCUGGCAAAUCACUAGUUUGUAACAAAGACAUUGUAUUUUGAACAAAAAAUCGAGAAGGACACGUGCCAGCCUCUCAAAAUGAAGGGCCAUAAUGGCCCAACGACAAUGGAUACAGUUGCGGCUGUAUUGCGGAAAUUUGACAGUUUUCUCUUGGUUAAAAUUAUCCUUUCAGUGCACCAGCAGUUGAAGCGCCAAAACUCGGGACUACCCCGGAUGGAAUCGAUAUCACGAUUCGGCAGCAUUCCCGUUGUCGAAACGGGCAUUAAAACCGCGGGAACCGUUUACCAUCGGGUGAAGUCGAGCAACGGAUUGUUUAAUUGGGGCUUCGAAACUGCCGAAGCUCUUGCGUAUGCGCUGAUGGACUCACUCCGCCCGGCAGCAAAACUGAUUGAGGGACCACUCCAUCAGUUGGACAAUUUUAUGUGUAUGAGCUUGGAUUUUGUUGAACAGAAAGUACCCUCGAUGUAUCUGCCCCCGGAGAUGGUGAGUAGCAAGAUGUACUGGAACACUAAGGAAUACAUGUCGGACCGGCUGGUUAAACCGGUGCUCAGUCGAGCUAACUCGAUGAAGCACCUUGGCCACGCGGUGCUGGAUUCUCGUGUCUCAAACUAUGCAGCCAAUCGGCUGGACGGAGCGUUAAAUGUUUGCGAUAAAUAUGUGGACCGAUUUUUACCAGCUGAACCAGCUGAGGAUCAGCCGGACGCAGGUAAAUCAUCCUCUCCGGAGGCAGAUGACUCUAACGACUCGCACGUCAUUCAAACGAUUCAUCGGGGACAACGGAUUUCCCGUAAGUUGAAACGACGUUUGACUUUCCGAACCCGUCAGGAGCUGAGCGCUUUGAAAAAACAAAGCACGGAAGCCGUACACGUAGUGUUUUACGUAGCCGAAUUAGUUGCCACCAACCCACGGUUGGCUCUACAAAAGGGCAUCGAGUUGUGGAAAUAUUUAAGCGCUGAUGAACCCGAAAACCAAGAACGACCACAAAAUCUGGAACAUCUAGUUGUACUACUAACGCGUGAAUCGGCGCGUAAGAUGGUGCAUUUGAUCAACUACACUACCAACACAGUUACCAAAAUCCCUAAAACGAUUCGUUCACAAACACGAGAGCUACUGCACCAUUUCCUGUUUGCUACCGACCGGCUUAUAAAGGCAGUUCAUCUGGAGAAAGCGAAAAACGCAACCAUCACUGAGGCAACUGGAUUAGUCCACAAACUUCAACACACCUACGACGAACUGCAGAAUCAAACUAAUCUUGCUUUGGAACGUGUAGCAGUCUUUCUUUCCGGCCGGUUGGAAGCGGAAAAAAUCACCACCAGCGACAACCCUAGGCGAAGAAUCCAGAAUCGAGCUAACAAUAACCCAAUGCAUUCUAGCAUCAAUGGCGUUUAUUAGUGUGCGGACAGCCGAACUGCUUCACCGGCAGCUCCAGGAGGGCAUUGCCGGUCCACUGGUCGAGGAUGAUGUGCGAGACAUUUGGAUUUGAGUUACACGGCGCUGGGCUGCACGUGCAAUAAACUGGACUGCUUGAUAUUACUCUUUUAGCAUAUAUGCGUUAAGCUAAGAAUUCUCAUAUCUCGGGAACAACCGCACCUAGCGGUGCUUGUUACUGUAAUCUUUAUGUUGUUAAGACUUCUGUCAUCCAAUAAAAAACUGAAUAGCUGAUAGAAUUUACAUAUAUUUUUUACACUGAGAAUAAAGUGUUGCUUAAAUUA